AUGGAAGCCACCAGCGCCCGAAUGGGAACAUUGAAGUCAAACGACCACAGCUACAACGACUCCGACCAGAUGCCCAAUGAGUUGACGUUCCCGUUCGCUCACUACCCGGUUCCUUACUACCUCUGGAAGGGCAACUGGCUGGCGGACUGUCGAUACGAGACACUGGAAGAAGAACCGCCGGAACCGCAACGGCAACAGUAUGUUCACCGACUUCUGCAGACAUUACUCGAAGGUGACCUCCACCACGCACGACUGCGCAGACUGGAAUCAGGGGCUCCCUUUCGCGUCCUCAGUAUCGGCAGCGGUACGGGUCUUUGGGCUCACGACAUGGCCAGCAGGCAUCCGAACGCUGAAGUGGUAGCGAUGGACCUUGUGCAGCCGGCAUACGAGCAUGACCCACCGAACUAUCGCUCUCUGUCUGGCGUUGACUUUAACGAAGGCGAUUGGGGUGGAUUGCAGGAGGCGUCGUUCGAUUACAUCCACAUUUCGAUGCUCUGUGGCAGGGCGACGGAUUGGCCGGCGUUGCUGCGACGGGCGCUGUGGUACCUGAAGCCGUACACCGGCGUAAUCGAGAUCGUCGAGAUGGACUGGGAACCGCGCUCAGAUCCACUCCCCUUCCCGGUGUCCGGAAACCCACUGUCGCGAUGGUACACCGACCUCCGAGAUGCGUCCGACCGAGCUGGGCUCCCUAUUGCGUACCCGCACAGCAUGGAACAAUUCCUCAAGGAUGCUGGGUUCGCCGAUGUUGGCCAUCAAGAGCUGCGCUGUCCUUACUGGGGAGGCGGUGACCCUUUGGAUCACCGAGAAAGCGCCGUUGCGGAGGGUCUAUCGACCAGCACGCAUGUGAACUUUGAAGAUUGCGGGACAAGCGUGUAUACGACAAUGGCGCUGCCGCACUUCGUAAAACACCUUGGCCGGUAA
Molecule: messenger RNA, 921 nt
Organism: Saxophila tyrrhenica
Lineage: Eukaryota; Fungi; Ascomycota; Dothideomycetes; Mycosphaerellales; Extremaceae
Exons: 3
Coding region: 1-921 (306 amino acids)
Source: RefSeq, a predicted model, not a curated record